UUCUAAGUUCGUGGUCUGUGUCAGUGCUUCCCUUUGUCCAUAGACAAGACAAAAUGCUCGUAUAGUUGCCUAACCAAAUACUGUACUGUACCUACUAGCGAAAUAGUGAUAAAAAGCUUCUAAGUUCUAACAGUUUUAAUUACUAAUGUUACACUCGAAAAUUUUUGGAUUACAAACAUCACAUCACACAAAAAGUGUGUGCCAAAAAUUAUAAGGCACGGAGGCGCCACGGCCACAGGGGACCGGUUAAUUCUUUACAUAAAAUUUCAAUGUGUUCUGGAAAUGGUUUGCAAAGAGGACGUGGUAUCAUGGUUUAAAGAAUUGGAAAGCUAUAAACGCAUAGAUGCUAUGUGUACAUUGUUAAAUAUGUGCUUGCCAUUUGAAUUACGCUUUAUAGGCACGUACCUGGAGGAGCUCGGUAAACGGGACUUCCAGGAGCUGCGUGGUGCAGAACUGAGGGCUAACAACCCUGCAGACCUCGCUGCGGACAUCGGAGGAGCAGACACAGACUCAAGAACGCGGCGGAAAAUGGCUUUAUAUGUGUCAUUGUUACGUUCGUGUAAUUUCGCUUGUGCCACCACAUUGUACAAUGCUAUGGUCAGUUUAGAACAGAGCGGCCUGUUGAAAGGCUUGUAUGGUGAUUUGCUAGAAGAAAUUCUUCUAUUGUACACAAUGGCGUUACAUCAUCCAGCCUUUACGUUUGACCAGAAGUCCCAUUUCGGUGAUAUACUAGAAAAGUUAAAAAUGGAAGAUCAGAGGAUACAGUAUCAGGAGCAGCAAGAGCACAUAAGCGUGGCUCCAGUGAGCUCAUGUCACACUCAGCCAAGCAUCACCCCCAAUAUGUCAGUUCCACCGCCCAAUUUAACUGGAUUGGGUCCGCCGCCUGGCUUAGUGUUUGUAAAGGCACCAGUGGUACAGCCUCCAAGCUCAGAUGCAGUGCCAGAUCUAAGUAACCCUUCAGUACUCACUACUGCGGGGGGCAUGGUGCCUAUCCUCAGUGAAGUGCCUCACCCUCCGCCCGGGAUCCCAAUACCUCAGUACAACGUGGGGGAAUACUUGCAUGGUCAACAUGCAUGGCCUGCCAACAUUAUCGUAUCACAACUCAACCAGCCACUAGAGGUAUUAAAUUACCAGGCAGCUGGGCCGGUGGCAGCUCCAGCGUCGCCGCUGGUGUCUUCGCCGGGCGACAGUCGCGCCGCGUCGCCGCGCGCCCGGCGGCGACUGUCGCGCGACCGCUCGCCGCCCCUCGCGCCGCUGCCGCCGCCCGAUCAAUCGAUGCCCCAUUUAGCUGCCAACUUUGAUAACCUUGCAGUUGCUGAGAUGCGGCACAACAUCGGGGAGGAGCGGCUGCGCGAGAUCGCCGCCGUGCACCAACAGUACCGCUCGCUGGAGAAGCUGAACGGCGUGCGGCGGCGCGCCGCCUACUGCGCGCCGCGCUCGUCGUCCGACAGCGGCUCCAGCGCCGCGUCGUCGCCGCCCGGCACGCCCGCGCCGCCGCGCCGCGCCGCGCCCGCCGCGCCACCCGGCCUGGCGCCGCCCGGGCCCUACCUGCAGUACCCGCGCCCCUACCCCUACCCCACGCCGCCGCCCGCCUACCGGCCGCCGCCGCCCUUCGCCAACGGCGAACCGCCGCCCUACCCCGCGCCCGCGCCCUACCCGCCCUACGUGCCCGUGCUGUACGCGCCGCCCAAGCUGUCGUGCUGGAAUUGCGGCGGCGCGGGCCACGCGGGCCACGAGUGCAAGGAGCCCAGCAUGGAGGAGAUGACGCGCGCGGGCGGCUACCAGCUGGACUUCGCGCCCGACGCGCCGCCGCACGACAAGUAGCGCCCGGCGAGCGCGCGAGGUGAGCGCUGGCACUGAUUGCACUUUCGAUUUGACGGAACUUGCAUGUGCGGCCCGACCGUCUCGGGCGCCGGUUGGAAUAUUCAUCGAAUCUGCUAAAUCGGUAACUUAUUUUUUUUUAGUCUUAGAUAUAAAGAUGUAAAUGUAGUAAAUGUAUAAAUUACAAGUACAAAAAAAUUGUAUAGUGUGAUGCAUCAUUUGAUUUGUACAAAUAAUUUUAUUUAUACUUAAUGUUGUUAAUUCGUGAGAUGUUGAAUUGAAAGUGUGGUUAUUUACUAACAGAUCUUCAUCAACAUUAGCUACUAUAUUAGAAUCGAGGGAAUUCCAUAAUAAAUGUCCAGCUAUAGAUAAGUAAUAAUCCGACAUUCUAAUAGAUAAAUGAAUUAUGUAAUAAAAUAAUAAUUAUUAUUACAUCAGAAAAAGUUAAUUUUUAUUUAAGUAAUACUUUUUUAAAUAAGGAAAAUGAAAUAAAUUUGAAAUAGGUUAAAAAUAUAAUAAUCUCGUUUCGAUUUUCGUUAGCAUACGUAUAAAAAUUUAUGAAAUUAAUGUUUGUAUAAUCAUUCGCACAUUAACUAUGCGUUCGCGAAUCGUUCAUCCGAUUAAAUUGAAAUUUUCUACAGUUAUUGUUGACACUUGCGUGAAGGUUUCUGACAAAGUAUUGUUAACGUACAAGGUGGCGCGGGAAUCGCAUUGUAAGCUGUGACAUAUGCCAGUCAUUACCAAAAAAACAGCAUUUAUAUUGCUAACAGCUAAAACUAACAAUCAAUGAUCCAUCUGUAACUUGUCGAUAAGUUACUUAGCAAUAUUAUACUUUUUCAUAAAUUGUAUGGUCUUAUAACAAAACUAGCUUAUGUCCGCGACUUCGUCCGCGCGGACUGCAUAAAUUUCGAACCCCUAUUUUUACCCCCUUUAGCGGGUGAAUUUUCAAAAUUUAUUUCUUAGCGGAUGUCUAUGUCAUAUUAGCUAUCUGCAUGGCAAAUUUCAGCUUGAUCCGUCCAAUAGUUUGAGCUGAGCGUUGAUAGAUCAUUCAGUCAGUCAGCUUUUCCCUUUAUAUUUUUAGAUAAUAAGUAACUUUGACAGAUAACAGAUAUCUAUCUACAGAUAGAACUACGGCCGUAAGCCUACUUGGUUUACGUUACAUCACAAUCAUAAAAAGUUAUCAAUUAUAGAUUUUGUUGCAAUAAAAUCUGUAUUUCACAUAUUUUUUAUUAUAUUUAAUAAUACGGAAGUCUUUACAUACAUUUUUCUUUUGGUUUACUGUGAGAUGAUUUUUCAGUAGCCAAGGUAACAGAUUGCCAAUACAAAAACUAUGUAAAUGUUAUAUUUACUUAUUUUUUUAGACUAAUACUCCUCUUUCCCCUCCAAUUAAGCGUAAAGCUUGUGCCAGGAGUGGGUACGACAAUAGUGCAACGGGUGGCAUUUGAACCGCCCACCUUUCGUAAUUCAGUCCGCUCCUCAACCGUUGAGCCAUCGCGGCUCUCAAACAUGACAUGACAGUAGACCCAUAGAGUUAAAAUGGCGCGUGAGAAGUCAUUUUGUUAAUAUUAUGAGUCAGGUUUUAGUUUCGAACUUCAUCUUUCAUAUUAUUGAAAGUUAUUUUUAAAUACAAGUUGACUUGCCCUAGCUUUGCAGGGCUUACCUAUUGUAAUGUAUACUAAAUGUGUUUUAAAAUAAUGAAAAUUCCUCAUAAAAUGUUUUUAAAUGAUGAUGAAAACAGCAUUGGAAUCCACUAGGAAUAAUUUAUAAACAAAUAUACGUACAAAUAUGUUUUCGGCUUCAUUUUAUACUAGGUAUUUAGAGAUAUAAGUUUUCGUGACUGUUAAUCUGUAGGAAACUUGCCUUUUUCAAAAAAAGCCAGAUAAUAUACAAAUUAAUAUCUAUAGUUCAUUAAAUGUAUAUAAUAAGUAUCUCCAUAUUCUUGUUUAUAAUAUUAAACGCUACCUAAUAUAUUAUGCCCUUUAGUCUUUAUCUUAAAAUAAUUUUAAAUAUUUGACUAUAACUAAUUAAUAUAUAUCCAAUAAUCCAAUCCAAUAAAGCCCAAUAAUCCAGCUGCAUAAUUGUUGUCCCAUGCAUGCUUGAAAAGAAACUUGCAUGCAUCACGCAUGGUUUUACACGCGUGUUAUAUAAACCCUGGAAUUAUGGUAUUCCCUGGGAUUCUAUAGCCUGUGUCACUUUUGUUACAUCAGUGUAAGUUGGCCCCAGGUAAAAAUAGCUCACCUGUACUUGCGCAGUGCGCGUUUUGUCGAUCUAUUUGACAGGACCAAUUCCACGUUCGACAGCGGAAGUGUCUGCAUGAGUAGUUUGUCGGUUAGGGUGGUUUCAGACUAUAUUUCUUUACGCUCGUUUUGGCAAACGAGCUUACACACGCUACAUUUCGCUACAAUAAACCGAACAUGUGUGCAUGUGCUCGUUCUAGAAUAUAUCGCUCGAACUAGUGGAUUAGUCAGUAUCUUUAUGGACGUCUUUCACGACUUGCCUGUAGGCUGUACCCGAGCUCUUUAUAUUAUGAGCUAAGUUCGUACGACAUACGCAUGUGACAAAAGGGGCGCGUUUACUGCGUGUUACUGAAAACUUUUCGUUUUCUGCGCGUAGAUACGUAACAGUAUCAAUUUUUAGACAUUUCUCCACUGUCGUCCAGUGGGGUGAUUUGCUAACUCAGUGUUCAACACUGAAUGAAAGCGACCAAGCUCAUUUGAUAUUUAUUUUUAAUCCUUUGAAGGUUUUCUUCAAAAAAUGUUUUGAUAUCACCCAGUGAAGCAGAAAUGUAGAAUUAAUGUCAAAUGAGCUUGGUGGCUAUCAUUCAGAGUUAAACACUCAGCGAAUCACCCCGUUGAUCUCUUUUUACCUGAAACCAACUAAACAGUUAGUAACAUAAGCACUGAGCUAUUUUAUAGUUCAAUAAUUAAACUCUUAAGCCCACUUGCACAAAGACAGUUAAACUGAUUUGGUAAAAUUUUGUAAUGCUGUCACUUAUUGGCUAGAGCAUAAAAUAUGGUGGCCAAAAGUAAUAGCAUUAAAAAAAAUUAACAAGAUCAGUCUAAAUGUCUUGUGCAAGUGAGCCUUAAUUUGGCUAAAUGUUGAUGAAUUUAAAUAAAAGUUUCCUUUGAUCCAAGACUGAUUUCUAAAAGUAGCCAGUGAUUUCCAAGAUUUUAAAAAAUUAUCUAGAUGCAUCAUGAGUGAGAAAACUUGUAAGUCCAUACUGGAAAUUCUUACAAACGAAUGCUGUUCAGACAAAAUAUUAUUCUAUAGAUGGUACUAUCAUCGUAAUUGUAUAGCUGCAUACUUACGUGUGUAUUUUAAACUAAAACUAUAUUAAAUAUCUGAACAAGGGGUUACUUUAAUUAAGUUCAACAAAAGGCAAUGCUCUUAAAUUAAUAAAAAUAGUGUUAUAAAAAGUCAUUGUACAUAAUAUUACAAUUGCGUAAGAGUGUUGACAUUUCGCCCGACUUGUGUGAUCAUAUUCUGUAAAUAUUCUCGUUUAUUAUAUUAUAAUAUUAUAAUUAGCCGAUAUGUUUAGACAUUGAUUAUAUUUGUAAAUUUAUUUGUAAUAAUAUUUGAGUGAAUAGUUGUAUUCGAUUGUUUCUAUUAUUAUUAUUAUUAUCACUGUCACAAAAUCACAAUUUUGCAUUUUUUUAAAGUCCCAGUUUUUGAGAGGAGUUCAAAUUAGAUGGGUUGUAUAAUUGUUUUUUUGCAUAAUUAUAUUUUUUUAAUCAAACCAAAUGAGUCACGCGCAUAGGUGGGUGCGGUCUUGCAGCCGACUUAUUCGAAAACGCUAAUGUUUAUUACAAGGUGAUCAGCACCUUGGUAUACCGAUUGGUUAUACGACCUAGUGUUAGGUAUGUAUUGCAUUAAUUAAUCACCCGUUUUAGUUUUAUCAUCUGGUAGCGAUACUAUUGCUACCUCGACUCAAAUGUAUAUCCGUUAUUCGCUAUAAAAUAGAAUUCAUAAAACAUGUACAUAGUAGUAUGAUUUUAUAAAUUGAUAAUAAUUAUUAGUGAUAGUAUUUGAGAAUUAAAUCGAAAAUCAUUUUUCACCCUUAAAAGUGAUUUUACCAGUUUUAAGCUGAACUGUAAGGGUUUGUUACUGUAAAUAAAUAAUCCAGUCAAAAUACCUUCUUAUUAAAUUUAAAAUUUGAUUUAAAGAUAUAAAAUUAAAGUGUCGGUGUUUUGUAUUAAACCGUCCUAACUCGCCACAAAACGAAUAGCGCGCGCAAUUGACAAAAAAUGCCGACAGAUAGGCGGCAGAUUUUUUUGAAUGAAUAAAAUCAGUACAUAUUCGUACUGAAUUGAAUAAACUCAAAAAAUUUAGCAGGUAUUUUGGCAGGACUUUAUAUCACUCCUUAUGAAGGUUGUAUGUCCACCUAACGUAAUUAUUGAGUUAUUUAUAUCUUAACAAUUUUAUUAUGAUAUUUAAAACAAGUUUUAAAGUAUAGAUUAAACAUAGUGAAAGUAAUUUAACGUUUGUAUCUUUGAAACCAUACCUACGUAGGUUCAGUGGAGUGUGCCACUAGAGUUAGACAUCUUUUGAAAUAACUUUU
This is a messenger RNA of Maniola jurtina (meadow brown), 6379 nucleotides long. Its product is annotated as extensin. The record is from RefSeq and is a predicted model, not a curated record. The transcript is spliced from 4 exons. Gene Ontology annotation, molecular function: zinc ion binding; nucleic acid binding. Bases 283 to 1824 code for a protein of 513 amino acids. NCBI's taxonomy places the organism in Eukaryota, Metazoa, Arthropoda, Insecta, Lepidoptera, Nymphalidae.